CACCAGCUCUGUCUAAUUUCCUUAAUUCAUGAAAUAUUGCCGUAUAAAAGGUCGUAUUAUAGGUUGACGUACCAAGGUAUUGGCUUACACCGUUCAAAGUACUCCAUAUAUUGUCGUACCAGCCGACAAAAUAAAGCGAAACAACGAAUGUCGUACUUAGUAAUGCACGAAGUGUUGUAAUAAAGGUAUUUGUCGAUUUAAAUUUCAUUUGUCGAUUAUGGCCACUGUAAAAUCUCGCAAGGAACAAAUUUUGCACGAUCGCAAAAGUUUCGAUGCGGCUUUGCCGAAAUUAAUUGAACAAGCAAUGGAAGAUAUGAUGGGCGAAACCUCCGAUGCCAUGUUGCAUCUUGAGAAGAACAUCAAGUAUAAUGUCCUUGGAGGUAAAAUGAAUCGAGGAAUGACAGUGCUGUCAACUUGGAGACUGUUGCUAGGUGAUAAAACACCUAGUGAUGACGAGUAUUUUUUGGCUAUUGUGCUGGUGCUCCUGUAUUCUCUGUACUGCUUCAAGCAUGCUUCUUAGUCUCCGACGAUGUCAUGGAUCAGUCAUUAACGAGACGUGGAAAACCGUGCUGGUUUAGACAGGAAGGUAUUGGUUUCAUUGCUGUCAACGAUGCUUUAAUGUUGGAAUCAAUGGUGUACCGAUUGAUCAACUAUAAUUUCAUUGAAAAAGAUUGCUAUUCGAACAUUAUUCGUGUAGUUCACGAGGCGAUGUAUCAAACGGAAAUUGGUCAAACACUCGAUAUGACUACCAAACCAGAAGAGAAUUUUGCGAACUUUACUUUGGAGGCAUACAAGGCUAUUGUGAAGUGGAAAACAUCUUUCUAUUCAUUUUAUUUGCCUGUGGCACUCGCGAUGUACAUGCACAAUUUGACCGACGCCGGGCUUCACGAUAUUGCCAGGGAGAUCUUGCUGGAAAUGGGGGAGUUUUUCCAAAUCCAGGACGACUAUCUUGAUUGCUACGGCGAUCCGGCAAUCACGGGAAAAGUUGGAACGGAUAUUGAAGAAAUGAAGUGUUCUUGGCUGCUCGUUCAGGCUUUGCUGAGAGUUGAUGGAACGCAGAGGAAAGUUCUUAAGGAAAACUACGGUGUGAAUGAUCCCGCUGCCGUUGCAAAGGUGAAAGACAUAUACUCAAAGUUGGAUUUAAAAUCCGUAUAUCACAAGUACGAAGACGUUAGUUAUGAUAAAUUAAUGAAAAUGAUCGAGAAAGCUCCUAGCGAUUUGCCUAAGGAAAUAUUCACAGAACUUGCCUCGAAAUUAUACAAGAGGGACAAGUAACGAUUUCUAAAUAACUUUAACUUAUAUUUUGAAAAUCAUAGACUUACGCUCCAAAAGUAUUUCUUCGAUCAAAAUUUAAUGACUUAAUGUUUGAUGAAUAGAUUUAAUGACAACGAUUACGACAUUAAACUUUAAAAUGUC
Messenger RNA from Xenia sp. Carnegie-2017, 1416 nucleotides. RefSeq names its product farnesyl pyrophosphate synthase-like. Gene Ontology annotation, biological process: trans, trans-farnesyl diphosphate biosynthetic process. The transcript is spliced from 10 exons. Gene Ontology annotation, molecular function: dimethylallyltranstransferase activity; (2E,6E)-farnesyl diphosphate synthase activity. The coding region runs from base 535 to 1275 and encodes 246 amino acids. Gene Ontology annotation, cellular component: cytoplasm. The record is from RefSeq and is a predicted model, not a curated record. Lineage: Eukaryota; Metazoa; Cnidaria; Anthozoa; Malacalcyonacea; Xeniidae.